AUGGAUUUGGACAACGAUCUGGUGCUCGAGACGGUCUUUCGGAAGAUCGGAGACAAGCUCGGCAAGCCGCCCGUCCUGGUGCUUGACAUGCUUGACAUCCCGCGAUCGACCAAGGCAGGCAUGGGCUUCAUCUCCGGCUUCGCAAAGGCUUUCUCGUCGGUCUUGCAAGUUGUCCGAGAGCGGAGCCUGGCCGAGGUGACAGUCUGUGCCUCCUCGGCGUCGGCGGGUGGCCUCAACGCUUUGGAAUUGGUCGAUGCUUGCCAGCGCUACGCCGCAGAUGGGGAGGAGGCGCUUCAGGCCAAGAAGGCGGAGAUGGAGGAGAGGGCCUGCGAAGAUGUGGAGACUUUUUUGAGGGAUUGCAAGUUCAAGACGGUAGAUGACAUCACGCCGGCUGGAUUGAAAGCGCUGCUGCAGAACCGCGCAGGCGGCGCGCUGUUGGCAAGCUGGAAUGCCCACGCGGUCAUCUGGCGCAUACGGGAGGAAAAGUACCAGUUCGCUUCAGAGCUGCAUGCAGACAUUGACUUGGCUGUCUCAGAAAGUGGAGCUACUUUCGCUCGCGUAGUUUUUGGCGUCCUGGAUGAGGUUGACUGCGCUGACCUGCUGCGCUGCGUAAACCGGAAAGGAUUCACGCCGGCAUUGCUGAACAUCGGCAAUGGGCGCCAGCGCUUUGAGCCAGACAUUCGAAAUGGCCACCGCGCCAUCGUCGACAGCAAGGAGUUGAGCGACUACCUUUUGGAGGUGCUCCGGCCGCACCUCCCAGAGGUCGUGGACGGGGGCUUUCUGGUCGACUUGAAUGAGCGCUGCCGCGUGCUGUGCUACACACCUGGGCAGGAGUUCGGCCCGCACUACGAUGCCUGUUUCGUCCGCCCACGCGGCAGCCCGAAUGCUGGCGACGCCUCCAUGAUCACUGUACAGCUUUACCUCCAUGACGUCCCAGACAGCGCUGGUGGCGCCACCACUUUUCUUCCUGGAGAGCGAGGGGUGGGACCAAAGGAGCCUUUGCUGUGUCAGCCAAAGGCUGGUUCUGUCUUGCUCUUCACACAGAAUCUUCUCCAUGAAGGCUCCCUGGUCACCAGCGGCCUGAAGUAUACGCUCCGGACAGAAGCGAUGUACCGACCGGUAUGCUGA
Symbiodinium pilosum is the source of this 1128-nucleotide messenger RNA. The record is from the annotation of a GenBank genome assembly. Lineage: Eukaryota; Dinophyceae; Suessiales; Symbiodiniaceae.